AUGGCCUACGACACGUCCAGCGGAGUACACCAGGGUCCUUUGGUAUCGCGAGAACUGAUCACUUACUAUUGCAAAGACAUUGAUCUGCCAAAGAAGCCCUCGGAAAUCGGCGUCAUUAAGCGCCUCUUCCUCGACCCCUCCGCAUCCCACCUAAUCGUAACCACUACGCUCGCCGAGAACUACUAUCUGCACACUCAGUCGAGAACACCAAAGGCCUUGUCGCGGCUGAAGGGUGUCGUUAUAGAGAGCAUAUCAUGGAAUCCAUCGCAGCCUACCGCAUCGACCCGCGAGAUACUGGUAGGAGCUUCGGACGGCAACGUGUAUGAGGUAUACAUCGAGCCCUCUUCCGAGUUCUAUCGGAGAGAGGAGAGGUAUUUGAAAAGUGUAUACAGAACCAAUGAUGGCCCUAUCACAGGCUUGUGGACGGAUACUGUGCCUGGCAGGACAGAUCUACGGCGUAUCAUCGUUGCGACACCUUCGACCUUUCUGCACUUCGCAGGCAAGGUUGGACGCCAGGGACAAGAAGGAAGUGGUUCUAUCUUUUCGAAGCUCUUCGAAAGUGAGUCUGCGACUGUUCAUGAGGUCUCAAAUGUGGCACCUACCGCAACUUCGCUGCUUGCCGUCUCUCCCGAGCACCAAGACGCCACCAACCGUGAUGAUUCGCACACGGAGAGGAUAUUUGGCUGGCUUACGUCGCAGGGAGUGCUCCACGGCAAGCUUUAUUUGUCACAAGACACGUCUGAGCUUGGUGGCAAGGUUCUUGGCGACUCAAAAAUGCUGCCUAGAUCGCAGGUGCCACCUUCGCAGACAGCUAGUGGACGUACAAGAAGGACACAGGACGCCGUCAGCUCCAUGAUACUGAGUCAGUGGCACAUCUUGCAACUCGUUGAAGGCAGGAUUGUUGCCAUCAAUCGUCUCGACGACACCAUUGUCCUUGACCAGGUUGUACUGGAGCCUGGACAAAGUGCGCUUGGCCUCGUAGCCGAUCUGAAGAAGAACACCUAUUGGCUCUUCACGACACAGGAAAUCUUCGAAGUGGUGGUUACAGAUGAGAGUAGAGACGUCUGGAAGAUCAUGCUCAAGGCGCAACAGUUCGAGGCGGCUUCGCAGUAUGCCAAAACACCAGCACAAAAGGACGCAGUCGCAACAGCAUCUGGUGACUAUCUCGUCGGAAAGAACCAAUACAUGGAAGCUGCAACAGUCUACGGCCGAAGUACAAAGCCUUUCGAACAAGUCGCCUUGACCUUUAUCGACAAUGGUGAACAAGACGCUCUGCGUAAAUACCUUGUGACUAAGCUGUCGACGCUGAAGAAAUCCUCAAUCAUGCAAAGGACCAUGGUGGCAACCUGGCUGAUUGAGAUUUACAUGGCAAAGCUCAAUACCCUCGACGACACCAUUACGACAAAAGCAGAGCUCUCUGAAAGCAUGAACACUGCCGAGACUCACGAUCAGCUAUCGGUCAUCAGGAAAGAAUACCAAGACUUUGUAACCAGGUACAAGACCGAUUUGGACCGCAAGACGGUUUAUGAGAUCAUCAGUAGCCAUGGUCGCGAAGAGGAACUGCUAUUCUUUGCCACAGUGGUGAACGAUUACAACUACGUCUUGUCAUACUGGGUACAGCGAGAGAGAUGGCAAGAGUCGCUAGCCGUUCUCAAGAAGCAGACCGACCCCGAGAUAUUCUACAAGUACAGCAGUGUACUGAUGGCACAUGUACCAGUCGAGCUCGUAGACGUUAUGAUGCGCCACUCAACCUUUGAUGCUCAAAAGCUCAUCCCGGCAUUCCUGAACUACAACAACCACACCAAAGCCUCGCUGAACCAGAACCAAGCAGUCCGCUACCUGCUCUUUGAGAUCAACCAGCACAACUCGACAGACGCGGCAAUCCACAACACGCUCAUCUCCAUCUACGCAUCACACCCCACAAAAGACGAAUCAGCACUUCUCGCCUACCUCGAAGGCCAAUCCCUCGCACACGAGCAAAACUACGACGCCGACUUCGCUCUCCGCCUCUGCAUCCAACACAAGCGCGUCCAAUCCUGCGUGCACAUCUACAGUUCCAUGCAGCAAUAUGCACAAGCCGUCGACCUGGCCCUAAAAUACGACCAAGUUGACCUCGCCAGCACCGUCGCCGACCGAUCAAACACAUCACCGCCCCUCCGCAAAAAACUCUGGCUCGCAAUUGCCAAAAAAGUAAUCUCGCAAUCCUCAGGCAUCAAAACCGCAAUCGAAUUCUUGCGGCGCGUCGACCUUCUCCGCAUCGAAGACCUCAUACCCUUUUUCCCCGACUUUGUCGUCAUCGACGACUUCAAGGAAGAAAUCUGCGCCGCCCUCGAGGACUACUCGCGCAAAAUCGAUGGCCUCAAACAGGAAAUGGAUGACUCUGAGGCGACGGCUACGCAUAUCAAGGAGGAUAUUAAGGCCCUGGAGCAGCGUUAUGCUAUCGUUGACCGGGUCGUUGAGCUUGCGGGUAUUGCGAGGGGCAAGCGUAUUGCGGAGUUGCAGGUUGAGGUACAGAAGGGUAUUAAGACGGGUGUGGGGAGGGAAAGGGCGAUUAGGGAGUUGGAUGCUCUGGUUGGGAGUAGUUGUGUGUUAUGCAGCGACUUGGCGGUCAAACUCGUCAAUGAACCGUUUAUCAGCGCAACGGAUAACAAGGAUGACGACCGGCAUAAGUCCGUUCAUCCAUCUGCUUGCUACUGA
This is a messenger RNA of Pyrenophora tritici-repentis Pt-1C-BFP, 2697 nucleotides long. The record is from RefSeq and is a predicted model, not a curated record. Lineage: Eukaryota; Fungi; Ascomycota; Dothideomycetes; Pleosporales; Pleosporaceae.